AUGGCCGCUAUCUUGGACGAUAACAACAAGGCGACGCCCUACGCGGCUCUCCUCAACCCAUUGGCAACGACGGAUGUCAUCGUUUGGUACCAAAAGGACGGCUACCUCUACCUUGACUCGAAGCCCAUUGAUCCACUGUCAUCCAAGGCUCUCAAACAGGCGGCCAAACCACUCUUCCCAGGCUACGAUGAGAACGAGAUCAUCGAUGGUUCUGUGCAUACCGCUACCAAUGGCAACGGUGAUGUCUCGGUUCUGGCCGACACUACCCCCAAAGUGCCCUUUGGAAGCUGCGUGGCCAUUACGACCACGUCUACCGCUAAGCUGUCGUACGCCUUCGCAAUCCGGGACAUGGACAAGACUCUCUGCAUGAUCAGCCCCGUCUACUCGCCUCUGGGAAAGAAUACCGCCGAUGGCGUCAUCUGGCAUCAUCUGACAAAUAACAGAAAGGACGACACUGUCAACAAGAUCUACAAUACCGACCCAUUCAGCCUCAAGACGGUUCUCAUCAGCGACUUCUACAACCCUAUCGACCAGUCUCAGCUGUGCGCGAUUUCCAUGUCGGUGGGUGGCGCCUCUCCUGCCCCUUAUGUCUUUUGGCACCAGGGUGGGAAGAAAGCCCCAGGCAUCUACUUCGGCGAUGUGACACAAGGACAUUGUGCUGACCAUUUCUCGGACCAAACAGUCGAGCAAAUCAAGAAAAUCACGUCUAUCCCUGAUCCUACCACCCCUCUUGCCGUAUGCCUUUUCGAAGGCAGCGUAUUCCUCUUCCACCUCAACAGCGACUACAAUGUUGCCUGUACCAAGUACUCCAACGGCAACUGGGGAAAGGUCUUCGUCCCGACCAAGUAUGACUCGGCAAACCCUUCUGAUGACGGUCAGCCUCUAGCGGCGGACACCCUGAGCGGAUUGUCUGCUGUCGCAGACCCCGCGAAUGACAGAAUUGUCAUUACGUACAAGGCCUUUGUUGAUGAGGACCAUCCCGAUGUCUCCCCGUGCACCAUCUACUCUUUGCUGGACCCUCUCUCACAAUCGUAA
Messenger RNA from Clonostachys solani, 1035 nucleotides. The record is from the annotation of a GenBank genome assembly. Lineage: Eukaryota; Fungi; Ascomycota; Sordariomycetes; Hypocreales; Bionectriaceae.